Messenger RNA from Diaporthe citri, 1623 nucleotides. RefSeq lists its product as uncharacterized. The record is from RefSeq and is a predicted model, not a curated record. Lineage: Eukaryota; Fungi; Ascomycota; Sordariomycetes; Diaporthales; Diaporthaceae. The coding region runs from base 1 to 1623 and encodes 540 amino acids. The transcript is spliced from 5 exons. Gene Ontology annotation, molecular function: copper ion binding; oxidoreductase activity.
AUGGGUUUGUUCGAUAACAUCUUCGGCACCAUCAAUGGGGUCAUCAACGGGGCCCUCGGCUGGCUCUUUGGCGUGACAGCAGCCCUGGCCCAGUCUGCUACCAACGGAAAAUCACUCUUUGCUGUUCUGCUUGUCAAUGGUGCCUUCCCGGGGCCUACCAUUGAGGCCAACUGGGGAGAUAUCAUUCAAGUCACCGUCCACAACAACAUCACCAAGGACUCCACAGGCGAUGCCGAAGGAACAGCUCUGCACUGGCAUGGCUUCCUGCAAACCGCAACUCCAUGGGAGGACGGUGUGCCCGGAGUUGACCAAUGCCCUAUUCCACCUGGAAAGAGCUAUACCUACCAGUUCAAGGCUGAACUCUACGGAACUACUUGGUACCAUUCCCACUACAGUGCUCAAUACUCUGGCGGUGUCACCGGUCCGAUGAUUAUUUACGGCCCCAACCAGAAGAACUAUGACAUUGACAUCGGCCCGGUAAUGCUGUCUGACUGGUACCACCCGUCUUAUCUGCAGUUGGUACAGCAGACGAUGACGCCAAAUCAACCGCCGGUUUUCUCUGACAAUAACUUGAUUAACGGAAAGAUGAACUUCGACUGCACCAAGGUUGCUCAGGGAGACAAGUCCAAGUGCACCAACAACGCCGGAGUCAGCAAGUUCAAGUUCACUACCGGCAAGACUCAUCGUCUUCGUCUCAUCAACAGCGGCUCCGAAGGUGUGCAGCGCUUCUCUAUCGAUGGCCACAACAUGACAGUCAUUGCCAACGACUUCGUUGAGGUUAACCCGUAUACCACCAAGGUUGUCACGCUUGGAAUCGGCCAGCGUGCCGACGUCCUGGUCACCGCGAACGCAGGCAACUCCAAGUCGGCGUUCUGGAUCCGUUCCAACAUUACCUCGUGCUCUCUGACGAACCAGCCCAACGCCGUCGCUGCGCUCUACUAUGACCAAGCAGACACGACCAAGCAGCCAGCAUCGCAGGCCUGGAACAUUCCUGACCCAGGAAACUGUGCCAACGACGACCUGGCCAUCACGACGCCGAUGUACAAGAUGAAGCCCCCCACGCCUUCCACCACGAACACCUUUGGUGUGAAGCUGUUCCAGAACGCAUCCGGUAACACUCUUUGGAGCUUUGACGGCGUCAGCAGCCGCGUUGACUACAACGCCCCGCCCUUGCUGAUGGCCAACGCCGGCAACCUGACGUUCCCCACCGAGGCGAACAUCCGGAACAUCGGCACCAACUCGAGCGUGAGGAUCAUUGUUCAAAAUGACACUCCUGCCGCCCACCCCAUCCAUCUCCACGGCUACAACAUGUACGUCCUCUCCGAGGGCGCAGGGACCUGGAAUGGAGUCGUCGUGAACCCCGACAACCCGCAGCGCCGUGACGUCCAGCAGGUGCGGGCCAACGGGUACAUUGUGGUGCAGUUCGACCCGGAUCACGCGGGAGUCUGGCCAUUCCACUGCCACAUCGCAUGGCACGCGUCCGCCGGCUUCUUCCUGCAGUUCCUCGUGCAGCCGGACCAGGUCAAGAAGCUGCCCAUCCCGCAGAAGGUCGCCCAGACCUGUAGGGACUGGAGCGCCUUCACGGCUACGGACAUCCCUGAGCAGAUUGACAGUGGUGUAUAA